Leptopilina heterotoma is the source of this 2568-nucleotide messenger RNA. Its product is annotated as UBX domain-containing protein 4. Gene Ontology annotation, molecular function: protein binding. The record is from RefSeq and is a predicted model, not a curated record. The transcript is spliced from 7 exons. NCBI's taxonomy places the organism in Eukaryota, Metazoa, Arthropoda, Insecta, Hymenoptera, Figitidae. The coding region runs from base 279 to 1706 and encodes 475 amino acids.
GGCAAAUCUGUGUUUGAAGUUAUGCAUGACAUGGCAUAUUGUUUAUAUGUAUAUGUGUCUUCCUAUCAUUUCAUUAUCUUCAUAAAAUUAUAGUUUCAAACGUCAACGAAAGUUAUCAACAAUUAUGCUAAAUUUGCACUGAACAAUAAGACACUAUACAUAUUGCGUAACAAUAAAAAUUGUUAGUGAACUGUGAUCUUUAUUCGAUAAAAUUACAUCAUAUUAACUUUUAAUUAUUAAAUAAUCUGUCAGAAAUAAUUUUAAAAAUCGCCUAAAAAAUGAAGUGGUUUGAUGGAAGCAUUCAAGAAGCAGUUCUUGCAUCUAAAAAGAAAAAAGCAAUUUUUGUUGCUUUUAUUGAAGGAAAAGAUGAAUUAUCCACUCAAUUUGCGGAAACUAUUCAAUCUGCAGAAAUAUCUUCACGUUUGGAGCAAGAUCACUUUGUUGCAAUUAAAAUAGAGAGUGGCACAGAAACGUACAGAUUUUUUGCACAAAUAUAUCAAGUGGUUCCUGUUCCGUGUAUUUAUUUUAUCGAUACAGCUGGUUUGGCAAUAGAAGUUAUUGCGAGUAAUUAUCAAAUUCCAGAGGUAGCAGCAAAGAUCGAUGAUCUGUUGGUGAAACAAGGAAAAAGUGCUUCAGGCUCGUCAACUUCUUUAAUACAGUCGGAACAAAAAGCGAGUUCAGAAAAUUCUCAGGCAAAUGUUACAAGUACAGAAAGUACUUCAGCAGCUCCACCAGCUACUUCGGAAUUAACACAUGAGGAAAAGGUGAAACGAGCACAGCAGUUGAUUGAAUUGCAGAAGAAGCAGCGAAUCGAGGAGGAAAUAAAGAAAGAAAAGGACAGAGAAUUAGAACGUAGGAAGAGAGAGCGAGAGAUGCAGGAAAUGCGUUUAAAACAACGUGAUCUGGAAAUAAAACAGUCGCAUGAAGAGAGACUGAAAGAAAAAGCUGAAGAUGCGGCUGCAAGAGAAAGAGUUAGACAGCAAAUUGCACAAGAUAAGUUAUUGCGGAAGGAGAGAGAAUUAGCUCUUAAGAAACAGGCUGAUCAACAAUCAUCCGAAAAACAACAAAUCAUAGCACCGGUUGUAACAAAUCAUGAUUCAUCUCUCGCUAGAAUUCAAUUCAGACUGCCGUCCGGUGGUACACACAUGGGACAAUUUGAACCCACGGUCACUCUUGGAACAUUGCGAAAUUACGUAUCAACUAAAAUUGAAAUUCCCUUUCAACAAUUUACACUUUCCACUUCUUUUCCACGAAAGGACCUCCUUUCCGAAGACGACAACAAAUCUCUCAUAGAGUUAGGAUUGACUCCAACGUGUGUGAUUUUGGUCUUACCUUUAAAUUCGAAUUCAAAGUCAAUUAUAUCUUCUUCGAAUGACGUAGGCUUCUUAUCUCGCAUUAUAUGGACUAUUUUCAGUCCAGUCAUUGGAGUAUAUAAUUAUGUAAUGCGAUAUUUUUUCAAUCCCAAUAGAGGACCAGGAAGAUCACAAAAUGAUGAGACUAAUUCGGGAGAAUUUAGUGAUAGUGGUAAUGAAAAUUCACAGGAUGCUUCAAAUAUGCAACGAAUGGGAGGUCUUCACAGAAGAAAUCCACCGUCUGGAAGUACGAAAGUGUAUAAAGUUCAAGGCAACAUACAUAGACUCCAUUCGCCUAGAGACGAUGACGACGAGAACAAUACAUGGAAUGGAAAUUCCACGCAACAAAUGUAAUAUUUAUUGUCAGAGUACUCACAUUUUAGAUAUUAUCUAAUCCACCCAGUGAGAAAUUUCUCAUGGGGCCAAAGUUGGUCCAAUAUUUGGAGCCAGUACUCCGCAUAUCGGACCAAGUAUGGGCCAUUAUUAGACCAAUAUUGAACAAAUUAAUUCCCAGACUUGGCAAAUCCAUAGCCAUUCCAAGUCAAUUUUGGUCUAAUAUUGAUCGCUAACAUGUUAUAUUUGAAUGAGCGUUUAAGAAAUUAAAAGUGAUAUAUUCAGCAAUAAUUACAGAUAACGAUAUAACUAGAUUUAUUUGAAUUUAUUUUCAAUAUACAUACUUCAAUGUACUUUAAAAGCAUUUUCAAAAUGUGUAAUGUGUGAGAAAUUUACUUUGUGGAGAAAAUUAAUUUGUUUUAAGUUAUAGAAAAGAAAAAUAUAGACACACCGUUUUAAAAAAAUUUUUUGUAUCAUGUGUAAUGAAUGAGAUAAUAUUAAUAUUCAUUGUUUUUACUUGAUCUUUAGUGUUAUAUGAGGUCGUUUGCUUUAAUAUUAUUAUUUCUAUUUUAUUUGGAUAUUCAAUAUCCGGCGAUAUUUUACGAAGAUUAUUAUAAUAAAAACGUAAAUGUGUAUUUAAUUUCACGAAUUACUUAGUUUUUCUUCACGAUAAUAGGUUAAAUUAUUGAUGUUUUUCUGUAUAUAAAUGAAUAGUUCGCGAAAGAGCUUUCAAAGUUCUUUUUAAUUUACCUAUUGUUCUAUAUUAACAAAUUUAAAAGCUCUCCUAUUGUUAUUAUUUUAAUAUUUUUCUUGUAAAUAUAUUAAUUAAUUAUGAACAGGAAUAUUUUCAUUGAGCGAUAUAAUAAAAAAUUUGAACCCAAGA